Messenger RNA from Rhineura floridana, 616 nucleotides. It is a transcript of the gene NDUFB6, whose product is annotated as NADH:ubiquinone oxidoreductase subunit B6. Gene Ontology annotation, biological process: mitochondrial electron transport, NADH to ubiquinone; mitochondrial ATP synthesis coupled electron transport. The transcript has 4 exons. NCBI's taxonomy places the organism in Eukaryota, Metazoa, Chordata, Lepidosauria, Squamata, Rhineuridae. The coding region runs from base 113 to 532 and encodes 139 amino acids. The record is from RefSeq and is a predicted model, not a curated record.
CGCACGGAGAUGACGUCAUAUCCCGCCUCACGGUUGCCGUUCUCCUUGCUCCGUAAGGUCGUUCCCCGGCCAGAGAGGCGGGGCCAGGCAGAGUGAGUGGAAGCCCCUCAAGAUGUCAGGUUUGGAGCGCGGGGGUGCGCCCCGGUCGGUGAUGGGGUACACGCCGGACGAGAAGCUGCGGCUCCAGCAGCUGCGGGAGCUCCGUCGCCGUUGGCUUAAAGACCAGGAGUUGAGCCCGCGGGAGCCGGUCUUGCCCCCGCGUAAGCUUGGGCUGGUGGAAGGUUUCUGGGAGCGUUUCCUGCAGCCUGGUGGGCUCUGGAGGAAGCAGGUAUUCAAAACCUACAACGCUGGAGUAUAUCUUUUUGUUCGGGUACUUAUUCCAUUUUGGCUUUGCCAUUAUUACGCCAAGUAUCAUCUAGCGCAUCAGCCAUAUGGAUUUAUCAUGUCGAAGCCCAAGAUAUUCCCAGGUGACACAGUUCUGGAAACGGGUGAAGUAGUUCCCCCAAUGGAAAUACCAAGCAGUCAUCAUUAAGACACUCAAGAACUUGGGAAACCACAGACAUCUGUUUUGCUUCAGAAUAUACGUAAUCUAACAAUAAAAGUGACUUCAGGAUUA